AAUACUGCAUUCGAUUUCUUUUUUUGCUCCGUGCGAGUUCGUUCCUGCGAAAAUUUGAGGUAAAAAAUUUUCACAGCAGUCCGCCAUCUUUAACAGAGAUAUAGCUUGGCAGCAAGCCGUGUAAUUAGUAAUUAUAGUGCAAUAACUAGCAACUAAAUUAUCGCCGUUGCAAGUCCCUGUUUUAUGUAAUUUGCUCGCUUAAAAACCCAAACACACACAUCCCAAAAAAUCCCCACCACUUAACCCAAUAGUAGCUCAUCAGAAUUAUGGUCAGCGUUAAAGUCAACGGAAACCAGCAGCAACAGCAGCACCAUCGUUCAGCAACCUCGAGUAGCGCCAACAAUCUCAAGGCCAACAUCAAUAUGGCAUUCCGUGGAAACCAGAACCGUAACCGCAACUUUGGUGGCGGCGGCGGCGGCGGCGGUGGUGGCGGCAACAACUAUGGCGGACCCAUGGGCGCCAACCGAAUGGGCGGCAUGAACAUGUCACCCUGGGAGUCGCAGAACCCCGGCGGUGGACAGUUUGGCAACAAUAUGCGCCAGGGCGGCGGACAGAUGAACGCCCAGGCCAUCAAUUUGGCCAACAAUCUGCUGAACAAUCUGUUCAGGAACCAGAACCCACCCUCGCUGCUGGACUUGCCGCGCGGCGGCGGUGGCAUGGGAAAUCGUAAUCAGCGUGGCGGCCCGAUGGUCAGUCGCGGCGGCGGUGCAGGCAAUCGUCUCAAUAAUCGUCGUGGCCAGGGAGGCUUCCAGAAUCGUGGCGCCACUGGUGGUGGCAGUGGUGGUCCCAAGCCCCCGCAAAAGCAGGGCGGCGGCGGUAUUCGCAAGCAAAAUGCUUUUGAUCGUGCCAAGAAACUUUUGGCCAAAAAUGCCAACCAAAAUAAAAAGAAGGAACCUACUCCUGGCGAAAAGAAAAUCGAGAGCCCCACCAAGGACUCGCCGUAUGCCAGCGUGCCUAAUGACAUGUUCUACUGUCAUCUGUGCAAGAAGCACAUGUGGGACGCCAACUCGUUCGAGAAUCACAUCAAGGGACGCACCCAUCUGAUGAUGCGCGAGGGCAUUGAGGAGAGCUAUCGCCUGAAGGCGAACAUGAUCCGACAGGAGGCCAAGAUCGCCGAGCAGCUCAAGUCGAUUGAGUUCGAUCGCCUGAAGCGCAUGGGCAAGAGCAAGCAGCGCCAGCUGGACUACUGCACCAUGUGCGAUCUGAACUUCCACGGCCACAUCUCGACCCAUCGCAAGUCGGAGGGACAUCUGCAGCUGAAGAAGUUCCUGCACCCCAAGUGCAUCGAGUGCAACAAGGAGUUCGCCACUCGCAUCGAUUUCGACACCCAUCUGCUCUCCGCCGAGCAUCUGAAGAAGGCCGCCGAGAGCAACACCAAGGUGGGCGAGCGCAAGCGUCAGACUUUGCCGAUCAGCACCGAGGAGGAGGAGACGCGCGAUCUGCGUCUGCCCCAGAAGCGCAAGAAGAAGCCCGUGAAGAAGGAGGGUGAGGCCGAGAUCAAGAAGGAGCCUGGUGCCGAAGGUGAGACAGCCGAAGGCGAGGAGGCCGAGGGUGAGGAGCCCAAGGAGGGCGAGGAAGCCGCCGACGAUACCAAGGAGGGUGAGGAGCUCAACGAGGGCGAGGAGGAGGAGGAGGUCGCUUUGCCCGUCGACCCCGAGGACUGCAUCGUCGACUUCCUAGACGGCGACGAGAUCCCCAGCGAGGUGGACCUCCGCCUGCCCAAAUACAACUGGCAGCGUGCCGUCGGCGCCGGCCUCAUCUCGAAGCUAGAGUGCUUCGAAUGCUCUGUAUGCAGCAAAUUCUUCGACACCGAGGUGACCGCCGAGAUCCACUCUCGCACGGCCACCCAUCACCGCAACUUCCUCAAGUUCAUCAACGAGAAGUCCAGCGACACUAAGAUCGCCCAGAAGCGCGCUGCCGCCGCCCUGGAGGAGACCGAGCGUAAGAAGCGCAAGAUCGAGGAGGCUGAGGCCCCCGCCGCCGAGGGCACCGCUGCCGAGGGAGAGACCACCGAGGGUGGCGAAGGCGAGCUGUACGACCCAUCAGAGGCCACUGGCGAUGAUGAGGACUUCGAGAUGGUCGAGGCCAACCCCGAAGGCGGUGAGGGCGAGGGUGAAGGUGAUGAAGAGGGUGCCGAGGGCGAGGAUGGCCAAGGCGAGGACAACGGCGAGGAGGAGAUGGAGGCCCAGGACGAAGAGGAGGCCAAUGAAGAUCAGGAAGUCGAGCCAGAACCAGAGCCUGCAGCUCCAACCGCAGCACCGGCCACGCCUGCCGCCAAACCAGAGCCUGCCAAGACUCCGGUCAAGGCUGCUGCUCCGGCCGCCGCCGCCGCUGCUGCUGCUACGUCUGCUUCACCUGCACCAGCAGGCACCCCAGACGCAUCCCCAUCGCCGGCCAAGAAGGCCACUCCCGCCAGGGCCGCCGCCGGCCCCAAGGCAACGCCGCAGCGUCAGCGCGCUCGGGGCCGCUACAACCGGUACUAGGCAGAGGAUAUGAAAGAUCGAUCGCUUAAUGAGGAUCGGAUCAGAUCGAGGAGAGUUAAACAUAAUUUAACAUAAUCUUUAUCUAUAUACAAGUAACCGGAAGGAAGCAGCAAACACUCCAUCGCAUGGAACGAUCAGCCCCGUCAUCGCUCACUCCCUCCUACACACACACACACAUACACUUUUGACAUUUUCAUAGCAUUUUGCACAAAGAAAAAUGGGAGAAUGAAGAACAAAGAAUGAAUGCAUAAGAAAUUCAAAAUGAGAGAAUACUUUUCCAAUCAUCCGGAGAGAUGAAACAAUUGAAGACAUUGUAAUUGAAGACGAACUUCUGUCGGGGAAAGAAGACAGACAACUUGAUUGAUUGAUAUUGAUUUUCGCAUUAACUGAAGCUCAAGUCCCCCCCGACCGAGCGUCCCGUCCCCGACCCUCUACAAUGCAUAACAAACAAUCCAACAAACCAUUCAAAAUAUGUAAUCAUAAAAAUUUUAAAAUAAACAAAAAGAAAACAAACGUA
Drosophila miranda is the source of this 3000-nucleotide messenger RNA. RefSeq names its product zinc finger protein on ecdysone puffs (gene Pep). The record is from RefSeq and is a predicted model, not a curated record. Lineage: Eukaryota; Metazoa; Arthropoda; Insecta; Diptera; Drosophilidae. Bases 267 to 2483 code for a protein of 738 amino acids. Gene Ontology annotation, cellular component: nucleus. The transcript has 5 exons. Gene Ontology annotation, molecular function: zinc ion binding; nucleic acid binding.